AUGUCGCUCGCGGAUCAACAGUGGAGUCCCACGAGCGUCCAGGUAACGGUGCACCAAGCCAGAGGCCUGAGAAUAAAGGGGAAAAGCGGCACCAACGAUGCGUACGCGGUCAUGCAAGUGGGCAAGGAGAAGUUUCAGACCUCGGUGGUGGAGAAGGCUGUUGCCCCGGUGUGGAAGGAGGAGGCCUCGUUCGACCUCCCGCAUCAAGGAGCGGGAGGAGGAGGUGGAGGAGGCACGCUACACGUCCACGUCCUGCACCGGGCUCUGGUGGGUCCAGACAAACUACUGGGUCAGGCUGUCAUCAACCUGCUCCAGCUGAGUGAGGACAAAACCCGCAACAAGACCGAGUAAGUGAGCAUUAAAAAAGAGAUUAGGAGUCGGGGAAACCGCUUUUAUUGUUUGCUCGAUUAAUCCAAACAACAGAUCCAAACUCGAACCAAACUUCUGAAAGUUUGAAAAGACCUACUGAUAGUUGAAAACAUUAUUGAAUAAAUUGAAGGUGUUUCCACGUAAAACAAUGUGAAAGAUUGUUUUGUUUGACAACAAUGGCUGCAAACAAUUACCUCAUGAUCGAUUAAUCGACUAAUUGUCUCCAAAGUUCAGACAAAGAGCAUUAACUUUAAUGUGGAGGAGGUUUCAUCCGGCGUGUCACAUGGUGAGAGAGGUCACACAGUUUCUUCUUAACCCUGGAACACCAUCACUAUCGCUGGGUAGUCUAUACCUGAAAUAAUAUACCCAAGAAAAAGUACUAGUCAUUAAAAUAUAUCAAAAUAGGACAAAACGUGACAAAUUUAAGUAGAUUUCUUUUAUUUUUUACUGUGCAAUGUCCAAAGGGAUGAAUAAAGUGCCAUGUGGGGCCCAUAUAAAAAUGCAACAACAUAACUGAAAUAAGACAUUCAUGAACUUAGUUUCUUUUCCAUCCAUUCCUGGGGCAUGUGUGUCUUUCUUGGUGAAAACUCAGGGUCAUUGGCACAAUAACAGCUGCAGGAGAGAGGACCAAAAUAUGGCAUAUUUUGAGUGAGUAAAUGACCAGCUGACUAGAAUAUUUCUUAUCACCACAUGAAUUCCUUGAAAAUCUCUACUUUAUGAUAGUUAUUCAUCACCACUGCGCUAAAUAAAGAUAGCAUGCAAAUUCCAGGACCACUCUUACUGACCUUAUCCGCCUACAUGCAGCUAUCAAAUCCACCCAAACCUACUUUACCCUCUAUCACUAUCGCUGGGUGAAAAUCACCCGAACACGUGCCUGCAGGAAAAAGCGGGUUUUGGUUUAGGGAAACAAAUACGCCUUCAAAGAUGUCAAAGGCAAUGCUGAAGCUAGCCAGGGACCCAUGAUACUCAGACAAACGCAACAUAAUAAAAAUCACGUAAACAUGUUUGGUCUGGAGAAAAUCACCUGGCGAUAGUGUUUUAGGGUUAAAUAGCCUGUCAGAAAUGUUGGUUAGAGUUAAAGUGAUCUCUCAUUUUAUCAAAUUGCAACAACUGAGCUUUCGCACAUGUACAGUAAACAGUUUCAUCCAAUCAUUUCAACCAGGAUAGAAGACUGAAUCUUACAUAUGUAUGUCAAUGAGAAAGUAAUAGGAAAAGUUUGAUUUUCAUCUGCACUCCAGCUUUGUGGUCUUGCAUCACUAAACUCAAUAAUCCCCUUUAAAGGCCCAGCAUUUUACUCUGCUUUGCUUUGGCUCAUUGUUGCCAUAUGAAUACAUCCUCUUUAUUUGUUGUUUACAAGACUCUGGUAUUGAUUUCCCUCAGUGAUAUCUACACUGAGGUGAGGAACUUUUUACACACACACACAGACACACACGCAGCACGUAUCACUACACAGACCUGCUUUGCCGGAUUUGAUUUGUGAAUGUUUCCCACUUGCUCCGGUGCAGCUUGAGGGAUUUGUUUCCUUGGCAGUGGCCUUCAAGGAUGCCAAUCAGUAUUACUUACUCAGGCGAAAGACUUGGGUCAGAAGACUCUCUUCUUCAUUGACUGAACCGUCUACAACAGAGAGAUUUCCCAAGAUGACCCAGACUUCACCUUACUUUGUGGCAGAUUUUCACAAGGAUGCUAUGACACUGUCAGGCAUUCAGGCAGUACUUUUUUUUCUGCACACACCCAGAGCAGAGAGGUGGGUGAAGUAAUUGACCAAGGACAUAAGCAGUUGCUUUAUUGUUCAAAAAUAUUCACGCCCUUCUGUCCUCAGCUUCUGUUAAUAAUGGCAGUGAUCAGGUUUUACAGGCCUUGGUGGUAGGACUGCAUGGACUCUGUAAUCACGAUUAUUCCUGCUCCUUUAAGCAGAAAAUGCGCUCCACAUUUAGUCCAAAUAAAGAUUAUUAGAUAUUCUUGUUGGAAUUUGAAAGACAUUGUUUUGUACUGCUAAAGUAUUUAGUCUGCUGCCAUGUGACUGGUGUUUCACAAAAGCAGACUGCGUACCAGCAGUUUUUCUGCAGUCACAAACACACAACAAAUCUGCUUCCUUUACCCACCUCCCAAGGGGCUGUUUGUUGGCGUUUGGGUGUGUUUGCUCUGUUUGAUAUGUUGCACUGUUGCAUGCAGUGUAACAGGCUGGAUUUCACCAUAAAGCUAUAAAAAGUUAGUUUUCUAACAUUUUCAAUGCAGAUUGUUUAAAUUGAUAAACCGAGCAGGUAACAGUGACAGAUUGUUUGAUUGUCACUGUAAAAAUGCAUAUUAGAUUAGAUUAAGUGUUGAGUGCAUGAGAUUACUCUGACUGAAAAGUUGCAGAUAAGUUCCCAGAUCAUGUCUGAUUCCCAGCAUGCUCAGCUCAACUCCACCAGGCUGUGCAGGGAACAUUAAUAUAUGCGUGCAUUCCAGUUUUUUUUUUUGACAUCCCUGAUCUCAUCUCCUCUUCUGGCAGCAUGUCCUUCAUAAGUCUGAUUUCCCUUGAGCGCUGCUGCAGAAUUUACCAUGUAGAUACAUGCUUCGAGUUUAAUGAGAAUACUUUAAGAAAUUUUGAUUUGUAAGUCAGCCAGAACGCUUUAGCUGAUUUCCUGCUGAUCUCCUGUGGGCGUCUGUGCCCACCUGAGCGCACCCUACCUCCUAAAUCCACCUCUAGCCCCACAUUCCUGGCUGUUUUUAUCAACCCAAAACAAACAGAGAUGGUAACAGCUACAGUCUAGCAAGGUCAGUUUUUCCAGGCGAGACCAAUGUGCCUGCACUGACCCUCGAAAGACAAACAUGUUCCACAGGCUGCACAUACAAGAGCGCCACUGUUUAAAGGUACAUGUUGUCUGCUGAAUUUAGCCUCUCAGUUAUCCUGUAAGUGUUACAGUUUUUGAAGAAAGACUCCAGCCAAUUAUCUUUAGAAAACCACUGUUUUCUGUCAUUAACUGUUCAAAAAGUUAAUUUCCUAAAGUUGUAUUAUGACUAAACAUUGAAUGGUAGUUUCCACAACAGAUCAUUUCAGUUUGUAUCAUUAGUAAAGGCACAGGUAACACUAAAUAGCCACAUUAUCAGGCGUCUUUCUCUAACCGUCCCUGUACUCCUUUCCCUUUAUUUUUAUUUAGCCUUUAUUUAACCAGGUAGGUUAAAUAAAAAUAUCUCUUUUUCAAGGGAGACCUGGACAAGAGGGCAGCAGCAAAGUUACAUUACAAAAGAAAACAAUAACACAUAAAAUAUAAAAUUUACAGCAUUCAAACUUUCUCACAUAACACACGUGCAUACAGACAGGAUAGACUGCAGACCUUUUACAGUAGCUUUAAACUCAUUCAAUGUAACUAGGGCUUUAAGUUGAAGUUUCAAUUGUAAUUUAUUCCAAGCAUCAGGUGCUGCAAACCUAAAUGCUUUCUUGCCCAGUUCAGUUCGUACUUUGGGUAACAAAUUGCAGAACAUCCAUCGAACGAAGAUUGUGGCUUCCUUGUUUCUUUGUUAAGAAACAAGACAAAUAGGCUGGAAUGAGUCCCAGAAUGGUUUUGUAAAUGAACACAUACCAAUGACAGUGGCGUCGAGCAUGUAAAGACGUCCAGUUAACCAUAGAAUAUAGUACACAAUGGUGAGAAAGGGGACCGCAGUUGGUAAUGAACCUCAGUGCUCCAUGGUACACACUGUCUAGCAUAUGGAGACAACUAGCAGAGGCUUCCAUAUACAACACAUCUCCAUAAUCAAUAAGUGGCAAAAAGGUUGUCUUAUUGCUCAGCUUUGAUUGUGUUCACACAGAAGGUGUCGUCAUGAAGUUUUUAUCAGGUUUCCAAACAGACACAUCAUGUUAAUACUGUAAAUACUCAUGGUUAUACUGAUAUUGAUUUUUUUUUAACACGUGCAGGAAAAAAUCAGCAACAAAAUUAAAGGGAUACUUUGUCCUUAGAGGGUACCAAAUUAAUUUCGAAUGGAUUUCACAGGAGUUUAAAACAAGACAAAAAACUAGACUACGAUGGAUGGUAAAAUCUUCAGUUUAAAAAAUAUUCAGGAUUUGAUUACCUCCUUCCUAGCUUCAGAAUUAGCACGUACGUAUGAGUGGACUAUUCACAUGGGAUUGUUUACAGAAAAAAAUAUAUAUCACCGAAGAAGAUGGUGGUUUUCCAUCAUAUUGUGGAUUUCAUUUGAUGAGUCUGCAUAACAGUUACUUAUGUAAACUUCUUAUUUGUGUGACAUGAAGUCAUGGUUACGGAAAGUUCCCAUUUCCACCAGGAUGAGGGAGUUUCACCCAAGGGUUGCCUCUAUGUCCAAUCAUCCCGUCUUUGCAGUGAAGUUUGCUUUUAUUCAGGUGUGAGUGUGACUCAGCCCUCAUUACUUUAAACCUUUAAUUCCAGUUUUAGGUGGUAAAAAGACAUUUGUCCCAGUGUGUCUGCUGUUAUCAAAAUCUGCCAGUGAGGCCAAAGAGCAUGGAUCCUAGAUAAAGAAAAAAUGAGGCUCUUCAGUAUUGAAGCACAGUCGUUUUCUUUUACUGCAGCAAUAAAGUGAAAACCUCCACCAAGGCAAGUCUUCGCUCCAGUGUUCGAGUUUUUCCUCCUCUUCUCAGUGUAGCUUGAGCUUUUAAUGUACUCUGAUUGAUAACACGAGAUUGAACCACAAAUUUUGACACACCAUUAAAACAGGGGUAUUUUUCUAGUUCCACUCUUUCUUUGCCUUCGUUCCCGUCUCUCCGCAGCUCAGACUGAUCCAUUAAACCCUGAACAGUUUUGGUCCUUGAACAUUAUCACUGCUCGCUCAGCUCCUCUCUUACCCACACAGCUGUGCUCUGUGAUAAGACCGGCUGCAGCCACUCAGGGCAUUGUCUUAUCUUUAUCAGGCUUCACCAGGAAGGAUGUGUGCGCGCGCAUAAAGCUGAAUAAAUUUACAAAGUGUAGAGUCAUGAAUUAUCCUCUUGGUCUGUGUGUACAGCAGAGCAGCACACUUUCUACUUUUUCGCAGUGUAAGAUAACUAUGUUAAAAAGCAUCAUUAUCACUAUCAUUAUCAUUCAGGCUUUGUCUGGUGAAAGCUGAUUCUAAUUCCUCCUCCAGCUCACCGCUUACUGUCUCAACCAGCUCACACCCAGAGGCUCUCGCAACUUCCUCACUGAUAAACUGAACUAGCUUUCUUCUUCUUCUCCUUUUAUUGGUUCACAUAGGACGGUGAGCUGCAGGCAUUAGUUGCUAUCAGAGAAGUGAAGUUGUUGUUCGAGGGCUGGGGCUGUUAUUGCAUUUUAAAUUUCAGUAUUUUACUGUAAACGAAAUGUCAUACGGCUUUAGUAUAGCGUUGUGUUGUACAUUCUACUGUGUCAUACUUUUACUACGAUACAAAGUUGUAAUAAUGGGCUACAAUAACGGUUCACUAUGAAUAAUCAGUGAUACUACUUUACUGUACAUCAUAGUUUAAGCCUUUGUUGGUAUUAAACUCCAAAAUUCAUCAUAAUUUUUUAUCAAAAUGCCAAAAGUUUGCUGAACCAUGCAACCUACAAUGAAAAUAAUCAAUGAUUUUAGACACUCAUUUGAAUACAGGGCUAAUUUUGAUUGUAAAAGUGAUUUGGGUUACUUAUGGCAUGAACUUCUAGAUUGAAUCGUGAAUGCCCAAUUUAACUGCUGUUUUCUGAUAUAACCUCAAAAUUAGAAUUUAGGAGGGUUGGGGUGUUGUAGAUAUUUAUAAUAUUUUGAGCUCUUGAAAAUGGAUUAAAGAAAUUAAGCUCUCUUUGAAGUGAAGCUGGAAUGUUACUUAAUCUUACUUUCUGAUAUUGAAGCUUCAUGGAAUAAGUCUUAGCUUAAAAUCUCAAGUCCUGUGCCAGAACACCUGCUGAGUCCCUAAAGUGGUUAAAAUAAUGAUGUAUUCUCAUAAAGGGCCUGAUGACAUCUGUAAAGGUGUUGUGAGGAGUUCAUAAGGGACUUUGAAAAAGUGUCACUCUUAUGUUGGUGCCUCUCUAUGACCUACAAAGUAAAGCGAGAUAAUCAGCAACAAGGUUGGGUGUUUAUUUUUAUAGAUUUUUAGUGCCUGAUAGUUUAUCUGUUGUAAGCGGUGGGGAUGUUAAGAGCUCCAAUCGUAAAGUUUUAGAGGUGAGAAUUGACUUUGUUGCACCAAAUGCAUGCCUGAGGAGCUACUUCUUUCGGAGAGUUGGUGGUGGUGCUCAUGGGAAAUGCAGUCUUUCGUCCUGGCAGCUGAGAAGCCAGUUUUCCUUCUUUAGACCAAAACGGCUAAAGCGAAGUAUAUAUUAAACUGUAUUUCAACAAGUGGAGAGAGACAGUUUUUCAUUUUCUUGUAGAACUUUUGUCAGACAAGCAUCAUGCAGAUUUUUUUGUGUGAAAAGGCCGACAGUUUGCAAAUCAUAUCCUCUUACGCAUCAGCAGUAGGAAGCAGAGGAGCUGUGACAGCACUCUGCACCCAUUUCACAAAUUCCAGGAAAGGCCUUUAAUUUGCCAGUGCCACACAUGUGAGGCAUUCCUGAGGAAGGAGAGGGAGGAGGAGGAGGCGGAGGAGGGUGAAUCUCAGCAACAUUUCUUAUCUUGUCGGAAGGCAAUGCACACAGAAGAGUUUGUAUUACAAACCAAUGGUAACCAAUGGUUUAUAUCACAAACCAAAGGACUGUUGUGCAGUUAUAUGCAGGAAAAUAUUUCUGUGCUCUGAGACAUGCCAAAAAAAAAUUAUUUAGACAGUCACAAAACUGCAUAAUGCUUGAAAACUUUUUACAGAAUAUAAACAUAUUGGACAUAAAGUUCUUGUUUCAAACUGCAGGAAUAGUGUAUGAUGCAACCAAAACACAAAAUAUGUUCAUAACACACAGUAUACACAGAAAUGUACGCACAGCCCCUUCCUCAUUUCCUCAUUUCCCUAGGAAUCCAGAUUUCAGUGUGAGCUGUUUGUUCAGUUGCUAGCUGACCUCAGAUUUCUGCCAGACAGGCACUUUUUUGUGCUGACUGAUUCUUUUUCAUUGUUCUGUUUAAUAAUUCUGCUUUUUUUUUUUUAGACCUUUCUGUCAGUUUUCUGACAGGUGCAGAUAUGCAGAAGUGAUGAAAUCUAGAUCUGGUGGACGUACCCUAUACCCCCUUUUAAGGCUUUUUUUCAUGCUCUACCAAGGACACUGUGUUCAAAAUGCAGUUCUGUGCUAAAACCAUCGUAGCACAUGUUCAGACCCUCCUCUAUCACCCUGUAGUUUUAUUAGUUUUAUUUAGUAUGGUUGAUUUGCUGAGUCAAUAUGCUACCAAAUUGAGCCAUCUUUGCCGUUAACUGGACCUGCAGCCUCAGCUCGGGGGGCAACAGCGCAAUCAUUUUUCAGGCCCACAAUCAUACAAUAUUUUGUUCAACUGACUGGUAAUCCUGGUGUAAAAAUGUGUGAUUAUUUAGUACACUACUCACAGUGAAAACAAAACACAACAUCUACAAGAACUAAGAGAAAAGAUUAACCCCCAAUAAGAUGUGGUAAAACCUUCAAAAAAAGGGAACAUGUGCUACAUGAAGUGUCACACAUGUUAAGUGUGUUGCAACACAGUUAGUUGGUUUUAAUUCAGAUCCCACCUCUGAUCAAGAAGAGAGCCAAUCAUACUUUAUGUAUUGGAUGACCAAUUAGAUUUCUAGGGGAUGGGGGGGGGGGUGUAGCUUCUAAGCCCUCAUCUGGAAAAGCUCCUGUUUAACACCUUUUGUUGUAUUUGAUGGUAAUGAGGUUAAUACCAGAUUGGUUUCCUGGGAACAUGACCAGUUCAAGUUUUUGGAGUUGCAGGGACUUAUUGUUGAAUAUAAACCUCCCUGCUAUGUGGCAGCUGACCUGUAUAUUUGCCCUCUGCAGGGUUAUAUCCCCGGGAAUGUGCAAUAUAUUCGAAAUGUCAAUCAUUACAAGUUUCAGACGGAUCAAGCCAUGUAAAAAACAUAUCUACAAGUUCUGUCCUAAGGUGUUUGAACAUGUGGGUCUGUGGAGGAAAGGGAGACCACAUUUAGAAUCUUAGGCACAGUACAAGCAUUCAUUAGAGGCAGCCACACACAAGGCGGCAUUAUUAUAAAAAGAAAAAAAAAGUUUCCUUCAUGGUAGGUUUGAAAGUUAUACUUGGAUCUUCACAGACUUUCCAAAAACAUUCAAACUGCUGCUGAGUCACACUGCUAUUUACUGGAUGGAUCAUAGUUUCCACAGAGGAACUGGAGAAACUUCUUUAAACUUAACUGGAAGUCUCAGUAUCUGUGAUUCCUUUUCGCAACUUAAUCAGCAAACAGGAAUUUAUAGGGGAGUGAUGUUUUGUUACUAAUGUUGUGGAAUAAGGAUAUAAACAUUAAUAAAAGAGAAAAAUUGAUCAAAUAUGAGCAAUUUAGGGAAAUAAAACUCAGAGAAACAAUGUGAAAGAUACACUGAAUAGAGGCUGAACAAGUAAAAUAUUUUUUAAAUCUGUCCUCAACACGACAAGUAACCAGUGCAGCAAUGCUAAAACAGUUAUAUGAACUCUCUUCUGGUUAUCGGUGAAAUUCUUGCUUCUUAUUUAGAAGGAGAUGCAGCCAAGCCAUAAUAAAGACACAGCAGUAGUCCAAACCACAGAAAACAAAUGCAAAAGUGUCUUUGCUGCUUUUAAUAAAAGGCAGGGUCUGAUUCUUGAUAUGUGUCUGAUAUGUUAAAAAGUCACCGUUGCAAUGUUGCUGAAAUGAAUUUUUCAAUUCAGUUCAAAUUCCAUAACUAUAUAUACACAAAGUAACACCUGUUUUUAUUUUUUUUUACUUCAAGCUUGAUCUGCAGAGCCAGAUUUCCACAACCGUUAUGAUUUCUUCCUGUCUAAGCAUUUUUACCUACCAAAUGCAAACACUAGUAGACUAAGAGUUGAACCCUGAGGAACAUCAAAGGGGAAGUUGCACUUUUGGCUCAUGUAUGGAUCAUAAGAUCUAAAAGUUAUUAAAAUUGAUGGGACAACACAGAAUACACAGUUUUUGAUUUUCAGGAGUUAGAACUUCCAAGGAAAAGUUCUGAAUCCAGUCAUAGUUUGUGGGUUUUUAUCCAUUAUGACGUCCAAAAUUGAAACAAGAUGCCUUUCUUUUACAGAUGGUUUAAGUUGCUGGACAAAACGGGCAAACCGGACAAAGACAGAGGGGAGGUACUCGUGGACAUCCAGUUUCUGAGAAACAACAUGACCGCCAGCAUGUUUGACCUUUCUGCUGCCGGCAAAUCCAGAUCUCGCCUGGGUAAAUUCAAGGACAAGGUCAGGGGCAAAAAAAAGGAGUCGGACACGUCCUCAAACGUGGUUCCAUCCCUCACUCAAGUUUUGACCGACAGCGAGGAGGAGGGACAGGAGGAUGGAGGGGUAUCUGCAGGCAAAGAUGAGAAAAAGAAGAAACUUAAGAUUAAAUCCUUGUUUUCUCCAAAGUCAAACCUGCAGAAGAACAUGUCUCAGUCUAUGUCUGUUCUGCCUGCAAAGAACUCACCAGUGAGUGGCAGCCUCUCGUCUGGCCUAAAUGUGGACACAUCUGAAGGUCAGGAUCACCACUCUGGGCUCUAUUUUGGUGCCUCGCCGGAGACGUGCCGCAAGCGCAGCGUCAGUCAGAUCCGCCGCGCUGACAAGGCGUUCCCAAGCACAUUUUGGUAUUUUGGUGAGCUGCGCAGCCCGGCCUAAGUAUCCCCCCUCCCUAACUCAGCUCCUCCCAGCACCAUAAGUCGUAGAGUUGGGCGUGUAGUUGGUUUAACACAGCCGAGACCUGUUUUCACCAAUCACAUAGGCUCCUCUCCUUGCCUUUAAAUCCGUCACAGGCGAGGCGUAUUACUAUUUUCAUGGAGUAGUCAAAGAGAUCAAGAGAUGUCUGAAGACAGUUAUGCCACACGAUGGCGACAGAGGGCAGCUGCUUAACAAGUGUCCUCCACACUCUCUCAUAUGAGCACAGAUGGAUUUAGUGUGCGUAAUGUUGGACCCACUGGUAAGACAAACACCCGUUUCCACAAAAAAGACACUCACAUAAAGUUGCUCAUAUUCAAACCUCACGCGACAAAGGUGGGUUGAGCGCACAGAUCACAACAUAAACUCCAAAAAUGGCAUUAAAAUCGGAACCAUCUGUGCGUAAAUGACGCAUCGCGCUCCGUGGCCUGGCUCUUUCUUUCAUAGAUGUUGGCAUAUAAAAUAAAUUUGGCUCACAAAACUGAAUAUUAUAAUAUCCGUAUGUCGGCUUAAAGUAGAUAACGCAUCUGAGCACUGAAACAAAUCAUCUGUUCAGCUGCAGCAGCAGCAAGACGGACAGAGGACACGGAGACGUGUCCAGGUCGAGCUGUGCGAGAAAUAAGAGGAAGAGGAAGAAAGAAAAGGAGGGAGACGAAUUACAUAUCUUGUUAACUUCAUCAUGUGUGAAUAUUUACUAGAUAUUUAAUUUAAUUUGAUGCGGUUUCAGCUGUGUUGAUUCGGUCAGGUUGUGUGUCCAAACGCGUGCCAAACGCGCUCAUCAGAUCAGAUAUAGAUCAGAAUAUAUCGAUAUAGAUCUAAAUGUAUGUGCUGACUCAGAUUAAUAGUUGAUGAUGAUUAUUUAUUGCACUGAAAUGUGCCUGAUACUGUGGAAACCUGCCGGUGAGGCAUCAGUGACGUAUGUCGAUACGCCGCCGGUCUACCAAAAUACUACAAGACCAGCUGCGUUCCGCCUUGCGCUGAAAGCUGACCAGGUUUGAAUCGGCGAGCUUUCAGCGCACUUUACACGCCGUUGGCGAGCACGAAAAUGUCACUGCGCCAGCUGAUUCUGUCGACACCUCCCCCUGCCACGCCACCACGCCCAGCUUGGCGGAUCUCGGCUCGCCUCCGUGCGGCUCAUGCCACGAAAAUACCAAACUGGCCUUACGCUGGGCUCCGCCAGACGAAAAUACAACUGCGCGGGGCUCGCCGCCCUCCGCCGCCUCACCGGCGCGCACGAAAAUAGAGCCCUCUAUGUUCAUUCACUGCUCGGCUCUUCUGCUGGUUGUUGAAAAUGUGAUUAUAAUGCUUCUCCCCUCACAGAGGCUAUCCUUGCACAAUAAUAAACCCAAUGUUCUGUGGAAAGGGAACCAUGAUGGUGGUGCUUUACUGCAAACAUCAGGACCUUAAAACUUUAAAAGCUUUUGGUAACUCAAUCUUGCAGAGCAGGAAUUUGGCAACUUAGUCUAUGAGAAUUUUUUAUUGAAAUUUUAAAAGUCAAACUCACAGUUUUGCUAAAAUAUAACAGAACUCAGUACAUGCCGUCUUUAGUUCUUAUGAAUAUUUACACAGCUACCUCGGGUUCUGACUAUAUAAACCGCCAAUCAUAAUGAAGAAGUAAUUGAAUUCAUAGUCUCUGUUUUGAGGCAAAAUUCUGAGAAUUGUUUGAAUACAAUUUGUAUUUAUCUUUAUUUUCAGAUAUUUCCCAAAUGCAGUUUCAAAAUUUAAGUCUAAAAGAUUGAAUUUCUGGAAGAAUUUUAAAUGUUUCGCCAUGUGAACUAUGACUGACUGCAUUCAAAUGAAAAAUCAUUUGCACGUAUGAAGCCAUCAGACCUUAGAAAAGCUGCACCACAGACCUCCUAAAAUUAUUAAAUGAACUUUAUCAAGUCUCAGAUUGUUUCCUGAUCACAGGACGUUUGCCACUAGUUUAAAAUCUGCCUUUAGAUAUCAGCUCAGCGCUCAGCAGCUGUUAUUUGAAGGGAUAUUCUGGCGUAAAAUUAAUUUAGGGUCAAACACACCGUAACACCGAGUUAGACAUCCCCUUGAGAGAUGGGGGUUGUCUAGUUAUACCAACUUUAGUAAUGACCGCAGGAUAGCAAUACACAGUGGUCUGAGGAGCCAUAAACAAACCUCAACCAAAAAGCCACUCUAUAGCCACAAAUAAUGCUCAGAACAGCACCUAACUUCAUCAACAGUACAUAUAGAAUAACAUCUUUUUAGCUUUGCCUAAUUCCUUUCGCAAAGAGAUUAAGUUCAACUCACCUACUCUCUUCCAGCAGUCAUUUGUUUGUAGCGAGACCUCGGGCCAGUCCAUUACGGACUACAGUGGGGUGAUGCAGCUCAAGGAAGAAAAUUUAUGAUCAUUUCUCAAUCAGUUCCUUGAAGUAAUAAUCACCAUAUUAAUCAUUUUGCACUGCAGACGCAGUAGUUCUUCUGCCUUAGCGUCUCGGUCUGAUUGCAUUUCCAUGAAGAAAUGAUCAUAAAUGUUCUUCCUUGAGCUGCGUCCCCCCACUGUAGUCCGUAAUGGACUGGUUGAGGUCUCGCUACAAACAAGCAGGUGCUGGAAGAGAGUAGGUGAGUUGUGUUUAGUCUCUUUGCUGAAGAAAUUAGUCAAAGUUAAAAAGAUGUUUGAUGGCUAGUGCUGUGGCUAGGACCCUGUAUGUACUGUUGAUGAAGUUAGGUGCUGUUCUGAUCAUUAUUUGUGGCUAUAGAGUGGUGUUUUGGUUGAGGUUUGUUUAUGGCUCCUCAGACCACUGUGUAUUGCUAUUUGUGCGGUUGUUACUAAAGUUGGUAUAACUAGAGAAGCAAGCGGUCGGCAACAUUCAUCUCCCGACGGAUGUUUAACUCGGUGUCAUGGUGUGUUCGAUCCUAACUUAAUUUUACGCUGGAAUAUCCCUUUAACUUCUUUUUCUCUGUGUCAUUGAAUGUGUUUUUUUUUUUUUGCAGGUAAAAAGAAGUUCAAGUUCAAGAUACACAAACGCACAGGAAGCUCGGACAGCAAAGACUCCUCUGUCCAUCAAAAACACGCUGCUGCUGAACAGAGUAACUUAUGCAUCAAUGGCAGCCAUGUUUACUGUGAGGAGCCGCCGCCUCGAACCUCUCGCAUCGGAUCAAACUACAGCCUGGCAAGUUCAGGUCACGGAUCUAUGGAGGAUGUCCCUGACAGCUCUCCUCCAUCGGUGGAUUCACUCAGAGCAGUGAGGCAAUACUCGCCCUGGACAGAGGAGGAGGAAGAGGAGGCCACCGCUGUGAAUCACGCAAAAGAGGAAGUGGGUGAAGACGACAGGAUGGAGGACGAGAGAAGGAGAGAAGUGGAAGAGCUUGAAAAAAGAAAGAGACAAGAGGAAGAAGAGGAAAACAGGAGAGCUACGGAGGAGAAGGCAAAAAGGGAGGAAGAGGAAAGGAUAAGUAGAGCAGAGGAAGACAGGGUGAGAAGAGAAGAGGAAGAAGAGCUUCAGAGGAUUGCUGAGGAGAAGAAGAGACAAGAAGAAGAGGAAGAAAAAAGGAUUGAAGAAGAAAAGGUUAAAAGGGAGGAAGAGGAAAGAAAACUGAGGGAGGAAGAAGAGAGGACAAGAAGAGAAGAAGAAGAGUGUGAAAGAUUUGCCGUGGAAAUGAGGAGACGAGAGGAACAAGAAAGAUGGAAAGUAGAGGAAGAGGAGAGACAAAAAAGGGAGGAAGAAGAGAGGACAAGGAUGGAGAGGGAAAGAGAACAGGAAGAGAGGAGGAAAGAAGAGGAAGAGGAGAGAGCUAGGAGACUAGAGGAAGAGAGACAAUUAGAGGAGAAGAGGAAACUGAUGGAAGAAGAAGAAAGAAGAAGGAUUGAGGAAGAGAAAGCUAAAAGGGAGGAAGAGGAGAGAGCUUUAGAAGAAUGUAGAAGAAGAGAGGAAGAAGAGAUGAGGAGAAGACAAGAGGAAAAGAGGAGGCUGGAAGAAUACGAGAGGGAGAUGAGACAAAGGGAGGAAGAGGAAAGGAUUAAGAAAGAGGAGGAGAGAAUGAGAAAAGAAAGGGAGGAAUAUGAAAGAGCAGAAGAGGAGAAGAGGAAACAAGAAGAGGAAGAGAAGAAAAGAAUUGAGGCAGAGGAGGAAAAGAGGAAGGAAGAAGAGGAAAGAUUACAGCUGGAGGAAGAGUGCAAAAAGUUAGAGGAAAAAAGGGAAGCAGAAGAGCAGGAAAAGAGGAGAGUUGAGGAAGAAGAAAAGAGGCAAAGAGAGGAAAGUAUUAAGAUGGAAGAGGAGAGGGUGAGGAAGGAAAGAGAGGAAUAUGAGAGAGUGCUGGAAGAACAACAGAGACAAGAGGAACUAGAGAGGAGAAUUGAGGAAGAGGAGAAGGCUAGAAAGGAAGAGCAGGAGAGGAUAGAGAGGGAGAGGAAAAGGAAAGAAGAGGAAGAGGAGCAGGAAAGAAUAGAGAGAGAGAGAAAAAGGAGAGAAGAGGAAGAAGAGCAGGAAAGGAUAGAGAGGGAGAGGAAAAGAAGAGAAGAGGAAGAAGAGCAGGAGAGGCUAGAGUGGGAGAGGAAAAGGAGAGAAGAGGAAGAAAGAGUACGUACGGAAAUGGCAGAAAUGGAGAGAUUGGCAGAAGAGAAAAGAAAACUUGAAGAGGAAGAAAAAAUGAGAAUCGAGGAGGAAGAAAAAAGACAAAGAGAGGAAGAGGAGAGGGUCAGAGAGAAGGAGAAGGAAGAGGAGGAGGCUCGGAGGUUGGAGAAAGAGAAGUUAGAAAGAGAGGCAGAAGAACAAAAGAAGGAUAAAAUGAAACCCAAAGCUGUAGGAAGAAAAGUGGAUUUGGAGUUCCCGGCAGAAGUCACCUCCACUAAUCCGUUUGAUGAAAACUAUUCCUCUAAUCCAUUUGAGGAGAUUCCCAGCUCACCUGCUGAACCUGACAGGUGAGCCAAAGACAGAUUGAACUACAUGGAUUACAUGAUCACUGAUGAGUGAUCCACACACUACAAUAGAUUUCAGUGUUAUAGACCGACCCCAUUUAUUGCAUGAAAGAAAUUUUAGUUUUCAGAAAAAAUAUCAGAUGGGCAGCAGAAUCAGUACUACACAAGGAUCAUCAUCAUCUCAUCAAAUGGGCAUCUCCCUUUUCCAGUGUUUUGUUACACUAGGUCCAUGACACUCCAAGGGUACUUAUCAGUCGGUCCAAGCAUCCUUGAACCAGCCCUUACCAUGUACCAAUACACAAAAGAAAAAGGGAGCAAACAAAGAAAAAAAAUGGGUCUGUAGAUGAUGUUAUGAGGAAGUCAGUGAAGGCAAAGUCAAAACAGGAAGCCUGUUCCAGCUAGAGUUACACCUCUGCCAAGCUGGGGUGCAAGAUCUACCAACUCCAUCCCUUUUCAUUGUCAAAAAAGUAAAAAGCAGAUCAACAAUUAUCCAUUUGAAAACUUUUUUAGGCUCAUGACUGACAUCAUGCGUUCUCAUCCAGAUCCACUGAUUUGAUUGUACUGCUUUGUCAGACAUCUCUGUCUGAGCAUUCCCAGUUCUCCCUGCAGUAUGAUAGUUGAAUUCUCUAUGAAUCCAAACUUAAAAAUUGAGUGGAAAUUUACCAGAACAGUCUCUUAGAUAUUAUGAGCAGAUCAGCAUUGCCACCAUGUAAGUGUUGUUUACUGUAAUGGAGUUUAACUAGAUAUAGCCCAAGUAACAUGCGGUUUUGUACAGCAUCAAAUCAGAACUAGAGACAGCGCAGAAAGGGAGCCCUGGUGCUGAAAUAAAUGCCUGUUGAAAGUGGAGUUAAGAAAGUAGUUGACAUGAACAGAGUGUGUUGUCUGAAUGUACUGUUGAUAAACUUCUGUUUUCCACUGAGUCACGACACAGCAAUAGUUUCUCUCUGCUCUUGUCUCUUAGAUGAAACCUAAAGCUAGCACUAUCAUUAAACUUUCAUUGAGUUGUUCUUGUGCUCGAGUGUGUGUCAGAGUUAGUGGGAGCACAGUGUGUUUGUGAGGAUAUGUUUCCUCCAUGUGCUGAGAUUGGUGCUCAUUUCACAGUCUGACCCAGUAAUAUCAGGUGUCAAAUGAAUGCUAUACAAUACAAUACAAUACAAUACAAUACAGAACUAUACAAUACAAUACAGAACAGUACAAUACAAUACAAUACAAUGCAACACAAGAAUUUUAUUGAUCCCCAAAGGAAAUUUCACAAAAUAGAAAUAGGAAGUGAUCUGUGUACUGGACAGGUGAAAUUUCAUUUAAAAAACAUGUUAAGAUUUUGAUGUAUUUUUUCCCCAUUAACAUCCUCAAUCUUUCUCUGAAAUGCUCAAAUAAGCCUAAGUGUCACGUGUUGUUUCCUUCCUCCAGAUGCCAAUCUACCGCUUCCAUGAAUGAGAAAGAUCUCAUCAGCUCUCAAAGGGGGAGGCGAACAGCCCCUCAGCCUCCAGGAAAGACCCAAGCUGAGAGGCAGACUCAGAAGGAGCAGGAUGUAUCAGCCUCACAUCAUCUGGCACAAAUGAACAAGCAGAGUAAAGACAAAAAUGCCAAAACUCUCAGCCUUAUUCCCAAGCGCUCAGUGAAGAAUAUCGCUCCUGUAAAAGGCUCAGCUACUGGUUUGGAAAACACUCAGAACUCAACACUAAAUGGAAAUGCCAAGGUGGCAACAAGUGUGGCAAAGCCUGGCAAACGCGUAGCACCUCCUCGACCUAGCUCUGUGGAGUCUCAGCCGACACCGACUCAGGCUUGUGACAGCAACAUUUCUAAGACCAAACAAGAGCCUGUUGUUUACGGUUUAAAUCCAUUUGAGGAAGACGAGGAUGAACCCACAGCCCAGAAUGAUACAACAGUCAAAAGUAAUUCUAACUCCGUUCAGUGGCCUCUGCCUGACUCACAAGCUGCAGAAAAAGACGCCACCUCUCAAAUGAAAGUGAAGUCUUCAAAGAUGGUCCAUGCUCCCCCACUUCCUGCGACCAAAACUGACACUUCAAGCACUUCAAUCAAGCUAGGCACAGAAGGGAGCCUUAUUACAGAGGAAAUCGGUAGCAAUGAAGCCCUGAACCCCAAAUCGGAGACCAUUAGUCUUGUGCAUGUUAAGGAGACUGAUUCCCAGCAUGCAACAGUGCAGAUUGCUGCCGAGGAAGCAGGUGGGAAAAAGGAGGCGCCUCCGCCAGCUCCACGCAGGUAAGACAGUCCAGAUCUUUAACACACAAUGUCAAUGUCACUCAUCUAUCACUUCAUGCACAACAGAUCACACACUGCUAGUUAUUUAUAUAAUGAUGCAAUAAAAAGAGAGAAACUCGUUAUAGAGCACAUUUCUCAUGGAGAAGUUUUGUAUUAUUCAUCCUCUUUUGUCUUUCAUCAGUAAAACUCAUAAAUCUUUCAGUUUGCAAAGGUUUAACACUCCACAAUAUUCUGUUUGACUUGUGAUUGCUAACAAGAUUUCUUUUUGAUCUUAUUUGAAAAUGAUUACAUACGACUUUCCAACACAAUACUGGAUUUUUCAUUUCUUACUCUCAUCCAGCCAAUUUCUAAACCUUUCUUAUUCUCGUCUCUGUUUUUGUAUUUUUCACCAGGCUACAACCUGUAAAACCCCUGAAUUCUUCAGAGCAGCAGCCCCUCUCUGCCGUUCACAAAGAAAAAGAAAUCAAAUCCACAGAAACCCUGUGUGAAGUCCAGGAGAAAACAAAGGUGUCCGUUUUGAUCGUGGUUAAAAUAUUCCUUUACUUCUUUUUUUAAAUAAUGAAAUGGUUCAUCUAAUUAAAUAUGCUCACAUUGUUUGUUUCAGUAUGUGCCAUAACUCAUCCAUCCUGCUUGGUGUUUGUCUUUCAGGUAAAUCACACUGGAAUCAAAGGGCCGUACUCACAGCUCACUCAGCAGGAACUCAUCUCCAUGGUGCUCAAACAGGAAAACCAGCUCAGAGAAAGAGACAAAAAGAUAUCUGAGCUGGAGCUAUACAUUGACAACUUGCUUGUACGUGUCAUAGACGAGGCACCAACAAUUCUGCAGUCCAUUAACGCUCUCAAGAAAGUUGCGUAG
Xyrichtys novacula (pearly razorfish) is the source of this 17968-nucleotide messenger RNA. Lineage: Eukaryota; Metazoa; Chordata; Actinopteri; Labriformes; Labridae. The record is from the annotation of a GenBank genome assembly.